UUUCGGAGCGGAGGGGGCACGUUUAUUUAUUGAUAUUUAUGACGAAAGAACAAACAUAUUUUUUGCGAGAGAUUUAGUUAUCCACCAGUUUGUCCGUCGGCAAGGGAAUGUGAGUAAAUUUUGUUCGUGGUUUUAUUAUGUCCCUCUGACUUGUAUUCAUUCAUUCAUUCAUUCAUUUAUUUAUAUAUAUUUUUAUUUAUUUAUUCAUUCAUUUACUAUACCAUCAGUAAUUAUUUAUUUCGUUAAAGCCAUAAGUGCCAAAAAUAAUAGAUAUUCGUAACAAUUUAUGAUCAGCGCUUAAAAAUUCCGUAUAUAGUGUCCGUACUUUAUUUCCGCGGUUAGCUAGUUUCUGGUCACAUGAUCAAAACAUGGCGGCUUACUGUCGGCUGUGUUUACGUUCUCUUGUUUGGGUUUUGUUAUAUUGCAGUUAUAAGAGUUAUGCGGGUUAUCCAGGAAGUGUGCAGUCUGCUGAGAUCGAUACUGUCCAUAUGAUCUUUAUGACACAUUUAGAUGUAGGCUAUGAUGGUGUGACAAGGACAGGAUUCAUCAACAAUAUCUUAAACACCUAUUUUCACGAGUACUUUCCACGGGCCAUUAACCUAUCUCAGCAGCUAAGGACAGAUGAGUAUGUGGAGAGAUUUGUCUACACAACUCAUCCCUGGCUUGUCAGUCUCUUCCUGGACUGUCCCAGAAACCUUGUUCUCAACAACAUAACUCUAAAGUGUCCAAAUGAAACUGCUGUGGAGCACUUAAAAGCUGCUAUUGUCCGCGGUGACAUCACAUGGCACGCUGGACCAAUGAAUAUGCAACCAGAAAACAUGAAUAAAAUUCUAUUUGAAUUGAGCCUAAACAUCAGUUCUGAUUUAGAUGCAAUGUUCAACAUCCAAAGAAGAUUUCCAACUCUAAGUCAGCGUGAUGUGCCUGGACUGACACAGGCAGUUAUUCCGAGUCUAGUACAGAAAGGGGUGAUAGCUGUCUCUGUUGGAGUAAAUCCAGGCACCAGUCCACCAGCUGUUCCCAAACUUUUUACCUGGAAAUUUGAGGAUAGUGCUGUUCUCGCCACUUGGCAUGCAGGUGGCUAUCCCUUGGGACCAGGAAGCAGCCCUGCCAAACCUGGGGGUCUGUCCAGAAAGGACUGUGUGACAGUGGAGGGGUUCAACCAUGCCAUGUGCUAUGCCUUCAUACAAGAUAACGGGGGACCUCCACAGGAUAUCUAUGAAAUUUUAAACUAUUAUGAAAUCAUGCGAAAAGAAUUUCCCGGGGCCAAAAUAAAGGCUUCCACAUUUGAUGAAUUCUUCGAAGCUGUUCAGCCAAUCAAAAGCCAGCUCCCUGUGAUUACCAAGGAGAUAGGAGACACUUGGAUACAAGGGAUUGCGUCAGACCCAUAUAAAAUGGCAAAAUACAGAGCCUUUACCAGUGCCCUAAGUAGCUGUUUAAGGACAGAUCAGUGCGACUACAGUGACAGCAGGAUCAGAGAUGCAGUCCGCUUUAUCAUCAAACCUCCAGAACACACAUGGGGCUUACCGGGAGUGAGUGAUAAUGUCAAUUGGACAAACCCACUCUUCCUCAAGGCCAGGCAUGGUAAAAGCUUUCAUAACUGUGAAGAGGCCUGGUUGGAGCAGAGACAGUUUAUUGAUAUUGCCAUGGAAAAGGUCAAAGGUCACCCUCUAUCAUAUAUAGCUCAGAAUGAGAUCCAACAGUUGAGCCCCAAAGAACCAGAUUUGACGGAUUAUGAUAGAGUGGAGGAUGUUACACAAGUAUUUAGCUGUGAAGAUGGUGUACAGAUUCAAUUCUCCAACACAGGUGCCAUCAGCAAACUGUAUGACCCUUAUAAUGAGAUAGACUGGGCGAGUGGUCCAGACACAUUUGGAGAGAUACGGUAUUAUACCUACAAUGAGACAGACUUCAAAAACAUGGCUCUGCAGUACGACUACUACGGAGGUGCUGGGUACGACAAACCAAAUUCCACCAAGAACGCCCACCCCAACUCCCGUCAGUGGUUUACAAAGCUCACAACAAUCUACAAGUCACGCAGAUCAGCUCCAGCAUGUGAUAUACUCCUGAAGAUUGAAAUGACCAAUACUGAGGCCACUGACCGUUACGGCGCUCCACCUUUGUUCUGGUUACAUUAUGUCUCGCACAAAAUGGCCAACAACUAUGGAGGAUUUGAUGUCACAGUUCAGUGGUUUAAGAAACCUCCUACUCGACUCGCUGAAUCUAUCAUGUAUCACUUUGCACCGCGUUCCUCUGGGGGAGUGAGCUCAGAGUUAAUGUGGCACGUGUCUAAAGUUGGCCACCUUGUAGACCCAGGAAAUGUUGUACUGAAUGGAAGUCAAUAUGUACAUGGUGUGGACAAUGGAGUCUAUUUCACCAAAGUUAACGGCAAUGGUUUACAACUACAUACAUAUGAUGUACCACUGGUUUCCAUAGCUACAAAGAUACAUUCUCCAUCGCCUUUUCCAGUUCCCUUAAAACCAAUCGCCCAAAGUGAUGUGACAGGUGUGUCAUUUAAUUUGUACAACAAUAUCUGGAACACAAACUACAUUCUGUGGUAUCCAUAUUUGUCCCAGGACCAGGAUUUUAAAGCACGGUUCCAACUCAAUCUGUAUAAUACCUAGGGUACCUACAACACUGAUCAGGAUGGUCACAUUGGAGGAAAUCUCGAAUCCACCAAGAAUGGAAAAAUAUUUGCCAUGUAUUAUAUCAUUCUCUAUACACAGCCUGCAUUGAACUGUUAAUUCUACGUACGUGUACAUUUACAUCCCCAAAAUAACACAGCUACAAAACCCUAUUGUUUCACAUCUAUUUCCAUAGCAAUGAAAGAAUUGACCAGUCUAACACAUACAUAUUUGUGUUAAUAUAUCAUAGAAUAAAAACAAUUGGUUGUAUAUAUGAGUCUCAAAGAGGUAACUGUUUGAACUUAUAAUAAUUAUAAAAUAACUGGAACAUGAUCUCAGUGUUUAAGUACCUGGUAAAUGAGGAGAUACUGUUAUGUUUAAGGGUCUAACCAGCUUUGUAUUGUACAUAAAAUUAUAAGGCAUAAUAUUGUUUUAUUGUCAAUCACUUCAGGGAAUUGUUCAUCAAAGGAUCAUUGUUGUGUUACAGUAAUGAUAAAGAUAUUUUGUCUAUUAUUUAUGCAAAACGAUAUUUUUAUAAGAUGUAACCUGUGAUAUUUUGAUAAAAUUUAUAUUGCAAUAAACACUUGAGAUUUUUUUUAU
Pecten maximus is the source of this 3218-nucleotide messenger RNA. RefSeq lists its product as uncharacterized. The record is from RefSeq and is a predicted model, not a curated record. Lineage: Eukaryota; Metazoa; Mollusca; Bivalvia; Pectinida; Pectinidae. The coding region runs from base 369 to 2618 and encodes 749 amino acids. The transcript is spliced from 14 exons.